Molecule: messenger RNA, 636 nt
Organism: Olea europaea var. sylvestris
Lineage: Eukaryota; Viridiplantae; Streptophyta; Magnoliopsida; Lamiales; Oleaceae
Product: dnaJ homolog subfamily A member 4-like
Exons: 1
Coding region: 1-636 (211 amino acids)
Source: RefSeq, a predicted model, not a curated record
AUGUUUGCUUUAAAGGCGGAAACUCUAUGUCCUUCACUUGAUGAUCUACCUCAACUCCUCAAGGUCAUUAAUUUCUAUGAUGGCGUUGAGAAGAAAAUAAAUGGAGAAGUAAAUUGGUACGAGAUUCUUGGUGUCAACCCCUUGGCUGACAUGUACACCUUCCGUAAAACAUACAAAAGAAUUGCUGUGGCUCUACACCCUGAUAAAAACAAGUCCUUCGGGGUCGAAGAAGCAUUCAAACUUUUUUCUCAAGCACAGAGUGUGCUGUUUGAUAGGGGAAACAAACUAAUGUAUGAUAUGAAGCUAAAUGUCAGAGCUUACCAGAGGAUUUCAGUUGGAAAUCCUCCAUUUCCAGCUGAUAAAUAUAGUUUUGGGAAUUUUACCAGCUGCUCUAGUUCUGCUACAAAUAUGACAGCUUCUGGCAAGGCCCAGAAUGUGCCAAUGUGCCCAAGGAAUCUGGCCACAACUACAGGUUCACAUUACAAUUCUUCUCCACUCUGGCCAAGGUAUCAGUCAACAGCCUUUGGUGGUAAACACAUUCCCACUCACAAAACAACUCCGGAUACAGCAACCUAUCCUAAGUAUGUUUUCAUUCCACCCUGGCCAAGGGACCCAACUGCUGCCAGUGGUUCCUAG